AUGAACUCGCCAUCGAUGAAAAGCGGGGCUAUUCCUGUCGGUCAUAUGACGACAAAAAGUCGAGGGAGAACUCGCAUUAGCUUUUGGUGGCAAAUCACGCGUUUGUUACUUGUAAUUAAGAGUUUGGUUGGUCACGCAGAUUUGGAUCCUGGAAACAUGGCGGUCUCGAGCCCUCGCGACAUAUCGCUGGAGAAGAAAAAGGAGUGGGAGGCGUCUUCGGAUUUUGCAAAUUAUUUUUGCACUUAUGCUUACAUCUACCACCAAAAGCAAAUGUUGACGGAUGAACUCCGCAUGCAGAGCUAUCGCGAUGCUAUCUUCGAAAACCCAAACCACUUCAAGGACAAGAUUGUUCUUGACGUGGGCACUGGUAGCGGUAUCCUUUCUAUCUGGGCAGCUCAAGCAGGCGCGCGUAAGGUUUACGCUGUGGAAGCCACAGACAUUGCUCAGCAGGCUCGCAAAGUUAUAAAAGCGAACGGCCAAGACCACAUCAUUACGGUCAUUCAAUCAAAAAUGGAGGACGUGGCGUUACCUGAAAAAGUAGACGUCAUCAUCUCAGAGUGGAUGGGCUACUUUCUGUUGCGUGAGUCCAUGUUCGAUUCGGUCAUCGUGGCGCGUGACCGCUGGCUAAAGUCUAAUGGCGCAAUGUUCCCGUCUCACGCCAGCAUGUUUAUCGCCCCCAUGUGCAACGAAGACAACAGCAAUAAGCGUUUCAACGAGUUUUCUUCGGCGAUGGAUGGAUGGCGGAAUUUUGUGGAUAACACCAAGAUCAUGUGGGGUGUUGACAUGAGCGUUCUAGGCAACGAUUUCCGCAAAGAGCAAGAACAAUACUCUUUGCGCACAUCUUCUUGGGAAGAGCUUAAUGCUGGGGAUCUGAUUGGAGACGAAGUUGAGUUUGCCAAAUGGGAUCUCAAAGCGUGUACACUUGACGACAUUAAAGAGGUAAAAGCGACUUUUUCCAUGUCAAUCACCAUCAUGUCGCGCUUUGGCGGCAUUGCUGGCUGGUUUGAUGUUGAGUUUAAAGGCUGUGCAGAGAAUCCGGCUGAAAGGGAGGUGACGCUUACUACGUCUCCUUUUGUGCAGCCAACGCACUGGGGUCAGCAAAUCUUUCCUUUAUAUCCGCCCAUGCAGGUUUGCGAAGGCGAUACGAUAGCCGGUGACAUUAUCGUAAAGCGCCGUACCGACAACCAGCGUCUUAUGAAUGUCCAAUUUGAUUUUCGAAUUUGUCGGUCUGAGGACAACAAUCAGGGCCCACUCAUCUCGGCGGGGUUUCAGAUCGAGUAA
Molecule: messenger RNA, 1281 nt
Organism: Plasmopara halstedii
Lineage: Eukaryota; Oomycota; Peronosporomycetes; Peronosporales; Peronosporaceae
Product: arginine methyltransferase 10 isoform 2
Exons: 3
Coding region: 1-1281 (426 amino acids)
Biological process (GO): peptidyl-arginine methylation
Cellular component (GO): nucleus
Molecular function (GO): protein-arginine N-methyltransferase activity
Source: RefSeq, a predicted model, not a curated record